AUGACAGAGAAAUCCGCCUCGGGAUCGGGCGCAAUGUCCGACAAGAAUGCUGCGGCUGCCAAGUCCAAGGAUGCAGGCAAGGAUGCGCGGGCAAAGGACUCGCCAGCGGCAUCUGCAGUCAAGUCCGAAACCUCUGGCACAGGAAGUCAUUCCAGCCCAAAGAAGCGCCGCAAGGUGAAUCACGGUAAGGUGCCGUUCGUGCGGUAUGCAACAGGGAUCGUCGGGCGCAAAGCCCUUCGAGGCCUGGUUCGCAUGGCGAUUGACAAGUUGAUUUUACUGACGAGUGAUGCAUAUUCGCAGCCUGUGUCUAUUGUCGACGUUCGAGAUCAAGAACAUUCGGCUGCGGACGAGGAGGGCUCGUCCAACAAUGAGCUGACCAACGUUCAAGGCAUGCGAGCGAGUGUCGAUCUCCCCGAUUCUGCCGGUCAACAAAUUCUCCCGGACGGUACGAUCGGAAUUGCGCCUUCUUCUGUGCAGCCUCCGAGCAUUGCCUCCUCCGGUCAAGGUAUUGACAACCCUCAGCAGCUGAUGGCGUACAACGACUGGCUGGGCGGGCAAAAUCAAUUUCAAGACAUGCAUUCGCUCCAUCCUUCAUACAUGUUCAAUGCGCCUGAGGUUACUAAUGAGUACAACUUGCUCGGAGAUUUCCCCAGUAAUAGUCUGUUGGAUGACGGCGCGCUGUUCCAGGACCAGAGCAUGCAGGGCAUCUACUCGGAUCCAAGCCUCAUGAACUCUAUGAACACAGUCGGUGUAGCAAACGGUUUACCCCCACCGGCCCAGCUCCCGCCAGCGGCCCAGAGCCAAGAACCUCAGGGAGAUUCCAUUCUGCGCCCAACUUCUACAGUGGGCAAUGACAAGGCUCGCGAGACAUAUUACAUGACUGCAGCCGACCCGUCCGGAUCUGACCCGCCAGAGGAGCGCAUGAACAAGCUUCUCAAAGCCAAGUACGAUGCAGGACUCUUGAAGCCUUUCAACUAUGUCAAGGGCUACGCCAGGCUCAACCAGUACAUGGAAAAGAACAUGCAUCAAGCAUCUCGACAGAAGAUUCUCCGACAGUUGGACAAAUUCCGACCCAAGUUCCGGGAACGCAUGCAGAGCCUGACUGAUAUUGAGCUGAUACUUGUGGAGAUGUGGUUUGAGCGGAGUCUGAUGGAGUAUGACCGUGUAUUCGCUAGUAUGGCCAUCCCGGCCUGCUGCUGGCGACGUACCGGCGAAAUCUUCCGUGGUAACAAUGAGAUGGCACAACUCAUCGACGUGCCUAUAGAGAGUUUGCGCGACGGCAAACUCGCAAUCCACGAGUUCUUCGUUGAGGAUCAGCUCGUGAGCUACUGGGAGAAGUUUGGUGCUAUUGCCUUCGACAACACCCAGAAAGCUAUGCUCACCAGCUGCACUCUCAAGAGCCCAAGUAACCCGACGGGCGAGGGCAUCCCAUGCUGCUUCUCCUUCACCAUCCGACGCGAUAACCACAAUAUCCCUUCUUUGAUCGUUGGAAACUUCCUACCCACGCAGCGGGUCCACAAAUAG
Penicillium cataractarum is the source of this 1524-nucleotide messenger RNA. It is a transcript of the gene acuM, whose product is annotated as gluconeogenesis transcription factor RDS2. The transcript is spliced from 5 exons. Gene Ontology annotation, molecular function: RNA polymerase II transcription regulatory region sequence-specific DNA binding. The coding region runs from base 1 to 1524 and encodes 507 amino acids. Lineage: Eukaryota; Fungi; Ascomycota; Eurotiomycetes; Eurotiales; Aspergillaceae. The record is from RefSeq and is a predicted model, not a curated record. Gene Ontology annotation, cellular component: nucleus.